CGAACUUAUCCGUGGAGGCCUCCAGACCCAAGUUAAUUACCUCGAGAUGCGCGGUGGAAUUCUGACUCUGCUGCUGGUGGCGCUGGCGGUGCUGGCUGCCGUGGGCAUGGCUGAAACGGCCGAGCCGCAGGAGGUGGCGGUCGACGUGGACAGCGACCUGAUCGUCGAGGAGGAGACGCUGGAGGCGCAGCCCGAGACGGGGGCGCAGCCGGACGAGGCUGACGCCGUGCCGGUGCAGGAGAUCGACCCGCGUCUGACGCCUGAGGCCAUCGAGAAGGUCUUCUCCAAGAUGUCGACCAAGUGCCUCAAGCAGGUGCAGGAGAACCCGACCGACCCCACCAAGGUGUCGGACCGCUGCCGCGCCGAGGUGGCGCGUCGCAUCCAGCGCUACCUGGAGCGUCUGGACAAGGAGGAGAAGGGUGAGACGGAAGAGAAGAAGACCGAGAAGCCCAAGCGUCGCAGCCGCAAGGGCAAGAAGCAGUCGCGUGCCCAGCGCGAAGCUGCUGCGGCCCAGAAGAAGGAGGAGCAGUACCAGCAGACGCUGCAGACCAUCCUUGGCUUCGUCGCGACUGUCGUGGCCAUCAUCGCCGGCGCCAUGUUCUACAUCAACCGCAAGCUCAAGGCCGCGGGCAUGUACUUCCCUGACCCGGACGCCAAGGCCACCUGCUGCAACUAAGAUGUAGCGCGUCAUCAUACUAGUAGACAGUAGUGUUGCGUG
This is a messenger RNA of Phytophthora sojae, 718 nucleotides long. RefSeq lists its product as hypothetical. The transcript has a single exon. Bases 47 to 676 code for a protein of 209 amino acids. Lineage: Eukaryota; Oomycota; Peronosporomycetes; Peronosporales; Peronosporaceae. The record is from RefSeq and is a predicted model, not a curated record.